GAGCUGGUUGGUGACGCGGGGCCCUCACGUGACCGGAGCUGCAGAGCAACGCAGCCUUCGGUGCAGUCGUCACUCCUGUCUGGGUACCAGCUCCCCGCUGCCCUGCGCCCGGCGGGCUGGCAUCGGGCCCGGGGAAAGCGGAGCAGGUCUGCGGGUCCAAGUGUUGGGGCUGCGCACUCCGGACGACAAUCGGGAGGAGGCGGAGACAGCAAGGAUAGGCCCAGAAAAACAACCAGGAAAAAAAAUAUGGCAAAUAUCCACCAGGAAAUCGAAGAAAUGGAGCAGCAUAUGCAGAAUGGAGAGGAAGACCGCCCUUUGGGAGGGGGCGAAGGCCACCAGCCCGCAGGAAAUAAUAGACGAGGACAGGCUCCCCGACUUGCCCCUAACUUCCGGUGGGCCAUACCCAAUAGGCAGGUCAAUGAUGGGAUGGGUGGGGAUGGAGAUGAUAUGGAAAUGUUCAUGGAGGAGAUGAGAGAAAUCAGGAGAAAACUUAGGGAGCUGCAAUUGAGGAAUUGUCUGCGUAUCCUUAUGGAGGAGCUCUCUAAUCACCACGACCAUCAUGAUGAAUUUUGCCUUAUGCCUUGACUCCUGCCAUUUUCCAUGAGAUUAAUAUUGUGAUUCCCACUGUUUUCUUUUUCCUUACAUUUCCUGAUAUGCCUUUACUGAUCCGUUUGCUGUGAACCUUAUGUAAUUUCCAUGUGUCAGGUGGGUUCUGUAUUACCAGCUUCUAAUUGGAGAUUGCCUUGGCACCCAGUCUUAAAUUUCUGUCAACAGUAGCUUCACCCAUUUGCAUGGAAAAAUGUAAAGUUAAUAAAGCAAUUAAAAAGCAAUCUA
Messenger RNA from Hipposideros armiger (great roundleaf bat), 834 nucleotides. RefSeq names its product brain expressed X-linked 3 (gene BEX3). Gene Ontology annotation, biological process: signal transduction. NCBI's taxonomy places the organism in Eukaryota, Metazoa, Chordata, Mammalia, Chiroptera, Hipposideridae. The transcript is spliced from 3 exons. The record is from RefSeq and is a predicted model, not a curated record. The coding region runs from base 247 to 585 and encodes 112 amino acids. Gene Ontology annotation, cellular component: cytosol; cytoplasm. Gene Ontology annotation, molecular function: signaling receptor binding.